CACCGUGGCUGGUGUUGUCUCAGUGUCUCCCGCUACGUCCUGCAGGAAUCUCUCAAAUCGACAGCAUAUACUGUUUCAUCAGCUCCCUGUCGCCAUUUUCAAAAUUGCCGUCGGCCUUCAGCACAUACCCCGCAUUUGCAAAACGGAAUCCUUCCUCGAAAUCCUCAAGUCGCGUAUGGCGGAUAAACUACCAGCAAGCAGCCCUCGCACGCGCUAACCAUUCAGUCAACCAAAUCCAGGGCUCAAUCAUGCCCCAAGCCGUCGCAGACCUACAACCUGUAGGCGAUAACAUGUCCCUACGCGACAUACAACGAUCGAUGAAGAAGGACCCAGACGGACAAGGUAUAAGUGCAUUGGGCUACGAUGGUGUGCUCCGUACUUUUGACACCGAGCGGAAUAUCCUUGAUGCAGUUGGCCUCAACCCAGCCCAGAUCAGAGAAUAUUACGAUGGUCUACCGAUGCCCGAGAGAUUCCUCACCGCCGACGGCCGUAACAUAUCCCGUUGGGAUAUGUACCACCCCGAUGCAGAAAAUAUUCCCAGGAAGUUUACAGAGGAGGAUAAAGCCAAAAUGCUGGCACAUAACGAGGAGGUGGACAGGCGCGGAGUUACAAGCUGUGCUCCGCGUGCUUCACAAGACGGCUGUAAACCGAGUUCAAGAUAGUUCC
Messenger RNA from Microdochium trichocladiopsis, 666 nucleotides. RefSeq lists its product as uncharacterized. The record is from RefSeq and is a predicted model, not a curated record. The transcript has a single exon. Bases 249 to 662 code for a protein of 137 amino acids. Lineage: Eukaryota; Fungi; Ascomycota; Sordariomycetes; Xylariales; Microdochiaceae.